CUUGAGUUUUGCACUUGUACGGAUCCAGUUUGAAUGGAGGGUAUUCAUCACAGUCCUCUCAACUUGUGCUCUGUAGAUGAUGGACAGGCUUUGGGAAAUCAGAAGCUGAAGGAACUCACUAGUUUGGACCUGCGCCACAUAACCGAGUUGAAUAAUGAAACCGUAAUGGAAGUGGUCAAGAGGUGCAGAAACUUAAGCUCUCUGAAUCUUUGUCUGAACUGGAGCAUUAAUGACAGCGAAGCCAAUGGAACGGGAAGUCAUAUGAAAUGUUAAACUGGCUGCUGAGUCGCUAUUCCCUUUUUUACACUAUCCUCCCCAAAAUCAAG
Messenger RNA from Rhincodon typus (whale shark), 326 nucleotides. RefSeq names its product F-box/LRR-repeat protein 17-like. The record is from RefSeq and is a predicted model, not a curated record. Bases 34 to 273 code for a protein of 79 amino acids. The transcript has 3 exons. Lineage: Eukaryota; Metazoa; Chordata; Chondrichthyes; Orectolobiformes; Rhincodontidae.